AUGUUAGAUAUUUAUCUUACUCUCGCCAUUCCUGCAAUCAGCUUGGUAAUCUUCACAUCUGCAUUGCUGAUUGGUGCUGUAAUCAAGAAAAAUUUAGUGGAUAAAUCAAUUAAUAUUCUGUUCUCAUUUGGUGUCAUAUGGGCUGUAAUUGUAACCAUUUCGAUUGUAAUCAACGCUGUAAAACAAAUGAGUAAACCAAAUGAAGUUGAUGAGGCAUUGAAAAAAGCAUUACAAGUUGGUUAUCGUCAUCUGGAUUGUGCUCAUGAAUGUGAGAAAGGAAGUGAAGUAGAUGAAGUAUUGGAAGAAUCAAUGGGAUUGUUGAAUUUAACGAUAAAUGAUGUAUUUAUUACCUCGAAGGUUCGUGAAAUGAUAAGCGACUCGAAGAAAACUUUGAUUCAGUCAUUGUCAUCGAAAUCAUGGCCUAGUGAAGAAGAGAAAAGUAGAGUUCUUCAAUCGGUUUGUCUCAUUUCGAUAAAUUAUUUAUGCAUUAAAUCAAUACAUUAUGUAGGCAGAGAACAUUGGAUUGUUAACAACGUACCUAGAUGCUUACCUUCAUCAAUUCAUCGAAUCACCGGAGUUUCAAAUUGA
Schistosoma turkestanicum is the source of this 588-nucleotide messenger RNA. Lineage: Eukaryota; Metazoa; Platyhelminthes; Trematoda; Strigeidida; Schistosomatidae. The record is from the annotation of a GenBank genome assembly.